AUGGCUGCUUCAAUUCCACACCCAAAGAUUGUCAAAAAGCACACCAAGAAGUUUAAGAGACAUCACUCUGACAGAUAUCACAGAGUUUCUGAAAACUGGAGAAAGCAGAAGGGUAUUGACUCUGUUGUCAGAAGAAGAUUCAGAGGUAACAUCUCCGAACCAAACAUCGGUUAUGGUUCCAACAACAAGACCAAGUUCUUGAUGCCAUCUGGACACAAGGCUUACUUGGUUAAGAACUUGAAGGACUUAGACGUCUUGUUAAUGCAUACCAAAACCUACGCCGCCGAAAUUGCUCACAAUGUUUCUGCUAAGAACAGAGUUGACAUUAUCGAAAAGGCCAAGAAGUUGGGUGUUAAGGUUACCAACCCUAAGGGAAGAGUUUCUUUGGAAGCUUAG
This is a messenger RNA of Yamadazyma tenuis ATCC 10573, 396 nucleotides long. RefSeq names its product 60S ribosomal protein eL32 (gene RPL32). Gene Ontology annotation, molecular function: structural constituent of ribosome. Lineage: Eukaryota; Fungi; Ascomycota; Pichiomycetes; Serinales; Debaryomycetaceae. Gene Ontology annotation, cellular component: cytosolic large ribosomal subunit; ribosome. Gene Ontology annotation, biological process: translation. The record is from RefSeq and is a predicted model, not a curated record.